AAAUUUACCACCAAAUCUAAUGGAGGGAUUUUGAAUUUUUUCUGUACACAGGAACAUCAUGAAUUUGACUGAAUAUGCCAAUGCCAUCGACACUAGUAACAGCUGGAAGUAUCUUCAUGAUCUCAGUAGCAUUCUUUGGUGGUGUAAUAUACAAGAGUAUUGGCCCAGCUGACAAAUCAGAAGCUGAUCACAAAAAUCCCAGUAGCCCAAGUAAAACUAAUCUGGAAGAUAUGAGUGAGUACGUUAAAUACAUGGUUCAGAAAGAGCUGCAAAAAGUCCAGAAGGAAAUCCCACAGACAAGUGAAGUGCAGCAGUAUAAACAGGGAGAGGUGCAGAAAGUUAUAACACCUGAAAUGUUAAAUGACAUGAUAAAUAAUAAUAUACAAAGGGCAAUGGAACAAUAUGGUGAACAGAUUCAGGAGAAAUUAGAUGCCAAAUUAAACAGUCUCCUUAAACUGGAGGAAAAGAUUGUGGAAAAAUUAGAGGAAAAGGGGACCUAUGAGGAGAACUAUGAUGAUGAAAAAAAGGACAGACUUGUAUCAGGUUCUGAAAAGGACAUCGAUGAGAGACUGCAUAGAAUUGAAAAACUUUUACAAAAGGGAAAAUCGGAUCACUUCAACUUUUCUCAUUAUUUGGAAGUUGCUAGCAAUGUUAUUUCAUCUGUCACUGUGACUAUAGUUAAUAUAACUAAUAAUACUUUUAUAUUUAUUUCCAAUACUUCGAAGUGGUCAACUUUAAAAAACCCUAUUUUUAAAGGAUAUUUGGAAGCUAUACCAGCUCAUUCCAUAGUAGUACCCACCCUCGCUGUCAUUUUGUCAAUUGCUUUUGAUGUUUGUUUUUGUUACUGUGUGUGUCGAAUUUGCUUGAGAUGGUGCAAGAAGACCAAACCAAAAAAUGACAAAGGAAAAAAAAUAACCCCCAAAACCUCGACAUUUUCAUCAGACUUGGAUAUAGAGAGAUAUCGACAGAAGUUGGAAAAUUCUCUGUGCAUAGUAAGUUUUUCAAAGGAUUUUGUGGAAUCAUGCCACAUGCCACUAAUGAAAUCAGUAAUGGAACGCCUCAAGGAUGAGAACCUACAAACCAAGCGUGUUGUAAUAAGAGAACCAAACAACCUCAAUACCAUUCCUCCUUCCAAGAUAUUUUUAGUGUUUGUUGACUUCAACGAAAGGAAUGAAAUACUGGAACCACACUUGCCAAAAAGCAAUAAACUCUGCAUCAAAAGAGAAACCGUUCGUAGCCUUAUGGAUAGUUUUGCUUUAGUUAUUCUUGUGUACUGCCUGGAGGUCUCAUCCAAAAAGCUGGACUUGGGAGAUAGAUUUGCACAUAAGCUAAAUAAAAUAAUGAUGUCAGUGAAGGAAUUAGAAGAGCUGGACAAUAAGCAUCGUUUCUACAGUGUGUACAAGGAAUUUGAUAGUUUUCAGCUAGGAAAUCUAGAGCAGACCAUUAGAGAAUAUUUAAAAACAUUCUAGGUAUUGUUAGUAUACAGUAAAACCUCGUUAUCUCGAACUCGAUGGGACCAAGAAAAAACUGAGAAAUAUCCAAGGAUUCAAGAUAUCGAGGGUAAAAUACUUUAAGAAUGAGUAGUUGGGACUUCUAAAUCACUUUGACAUAUCCAUGGUGUUCAAGAUAUCAGUGUUCUAGAUACCGAAGUUCAACUGUAUAUUGUAAAAUGUUUCAUAAUUUCUGUACUCAGGGUAAGAUUAAAAUAAGGCAACAUUUGCAUUGAGGCAUACAUUGUAAUUUUGAAGUAGUGAUUCUAAAAACAAACAUUAUACAAUUAUUGCUGUACGAUGAUUUAGCCACCUGAGGAGUACAAUAUAUUUCGGGUGAUAUGUAUAUGCCUCAGGUGGUUAAAUCAUAAUUGACCUCAAAAACAGCAAUAAUUGUUUUAUUUAUUAUAUGAUUUAAUGAUCAACUGAUACCAAAUCAUUAGGCAAAUCAUGCCAUCUUUCUUCUAAACAUUUGCUGAAGUCUUAGCCAAAUGCAGUGAGAGAAGAGGGGUUAAAUGUAUUAAUUUGAAAAUUCUCAAUCGAUGGUGAAAAUUUUUGUUCAGAAAACUUAGCACCCCCUCCCUGCACCUCCCGUUUGGGUGCAAAUGAAAUAGUUUGAAAGUUCUCAGUCUAUUUUUAGUCCAUCAUGGAAAAAAAAAAACAGUUAUACAGUUGAACUCCGGGAUCUCGAACACAGAUAUCUCAAAUACCAUGGAUAUGUCUAAAUCAUUUUGAAGUCCCAUCUGCUUAUUCCUUAAGCAUUUUACCCUGGAUAUCUCGAAUCCUGGGUUAUCUCAAAGUAUUUUCUGGGUCCCUUUGAGUUUGAGAUAAUGAGGUUUGACUGUAUUAUCUGGAAGGUCACUUGCAGGUGUACAUAAUGUAGUAUUUUUCUACAAUGUUUGAACUCAGCCAAUCAGAGAGCUAUGAAUUAUACCAGUCUUCACGAAAACUUUUCAAACUUACUGACCAGUCGGGCCAGUGAACUUUAAAAUUUUACUGGCCCACCAAAACUUUUACUGGCCCCCUUAAUUAAAAACAAAAUGAAUACAUAAUUAUAAAUUAAUCCAUGCUUGCAUGAAUAUGCUUAAGUACUUCAACUUCAGAAACACUGCCAUUUUUCGCCCUUUGUCGUGUUUUGGUUAGUUGUUCGUAGGAUACUCGCACAUUUUAUGUACUAGUUAAUAGUUACUAGUUAGUUCCGGUUGUUACGUAAUACAUUCGUAUAAUAAUACGAUUCACCAACACAUGCUCGUUCUUUUUUUUUUUAAUAUAUUAAUGAAAUUUACGCAAACAAGGCAGUUUAAAUAUAUAUAAACUGUGUAAAAUUUUGAUAAUCAACAAGCCCAUCAGACUUCUUGAAUUUUGAUUUUCACUGACCAGACAUCAAAAUGCACUGGCCUCGGUCUUCGGACCAGUGAGUUUUCAUGAAGACUGUUAUACAAUCAUAUAAUAAAUUUGAUUGCUGGGUGUCUGUUGGAUGUUUGAUAUUAUGUUUUUAUAUCAAGUCAAAUUUUCAAAUACACUUGAAAUGAAAAUGGAGUAAGUUUGACAUUCCAUCAUUAAUGAAACUUCCGUUCUUCACUGCUGUAAAAUUUGAGUGUUGGGUAUGGGAAAUGUAAGGAGAAGGAAAAAAAUUCUAAUAUUAAAUAUAUAUUUUACAGUAUUUACAUUUGCUGUGUUUUUCUACUAAGCCAACUGUGAAAUUGAUUUGAAAUUGAUUUGAAAGUCAUUUUUGUGUAUACUCACGCAUAGAAAUAUACACGGUGAAACUCGAGCAAAAGUGACAUCACAAUGAGGCUACAGAGACAUUAAUAAAAAUGUAACAAUAUAGGGCAGCAAGAAAUUCAAAUAUUGAGUAUAUUAUUGGUGCUUUUAAACUUGUAAAAUGUUAAUAUAAGGAAUGUUUUUAAGUUUAGUGUGAAUUAUUGGUGUGUAAAUCACACAGACUUGCACGUAGGCAUAUUUUUCA
Saccostrea echinata is the source of this 3459-nucleotide messenger RNA. RefSeq lists its product as uncharacterized. Lineage: Eukaryota; Metazoa; Mollusca; Bivalvia; Ostreida; Ostreidae. The transcript has 7 exons. The coding region runs from base 75 to 1469 and encodes 464 amino acids. The record is from RefSeq and is a predicted model, not a curated record.